Penicillium angulare is the source of this 801-nucleotide messenger RNA. RefSeq names its product U2 snRNP complex subunit LEA1 (gene lea1). Gene Ontology annotation, cellular component: U2 snRNP. Gene Ontology annotation, biological process: mRNA splicing, via spliceosome. The record is from RefSeq and is a predicted model, not a curated record. The transcript is spliced from 4 exons. Gene Ontology annotation, molecular function: protein binding; U2 snRNA binding. Lineage: Eukaryota; Fungi; Ascomycota; Eurotiomycetes; Eurotiales; Aspergillaceae. Bases 1 to 801 code for a protein of 266 amino acids.
AUGCGAUUGACUGUCGAGCUCAUUCAGAAUUCCCUUUCCUACAUUAAUCCGCUCACAGACCGCGAGCUGGAUCUUCGAGAGCUUCAUUCAUAUCGUCUUUAUACGUUGGGUCGUGUAGGACACAAAAUCCCCGCAAUUGAGAAUUUGGGUAUUGCGAAAGACCAAGAUACCAUCGACUUCACCGACAACGAUAUCUCGUCUCUCGGAAACUUCCCCUUCUUCCCUCGCCUUCAUACCCUCCUCCUUGCCCGCAACAGAAUCAGUCACAUCCAACAUUCUCUGGGAUCAUCAGUACCAAAACUCUCGACUUUAGUCUUAACUUCAAAUAACUUGUCCGAACUUGCGGAUCUUGACUCCCUUCGAACUUUCACUCGCUUGACACAUCUUUCCUUGCUCGAGAACCCCGUCACCCGGAAAGAGAACUACCGGUACUGGGUUAUCUGGCUGGUCCCCUCCGUUCGUUUCCUCGACUACCAGAAAGUGAAGGAUGUGGAACGUACUAAGGCAAAGGAGCUGUUCGGCACAUUCGAAGAACCAUCCGCCCUUGCCUCAAAGAUCAAGGGCAUCAAAUCCAAAACAUUCGACGCCUCUAUCACCGCCGGCGCAAACAAUGCUUCAAGCGACAAGGCCAUCCGCGUGAAGCUCACAGAUGCCGAGCGCAAGCGAGUGGAGAGAAUGAUUCGCGAAGCGAAGAGUAUGGCGGAAAUCGCACGAUUGGAGAAAGAACUCAACGAGGGACGGAUACCUGGUGGAGCUCUUGGGGCAGAAGAUGGAGACGGAGACGAGCAGAUGGCACUCUAA